UCGAAUGUACCAAGAAAGGCGUGCUUUAGAGUCUCGCCAGACGUCAAAAUUAGCCAUACAAGAGUCAGCUUUUGAUAGCCACGAUUCUCGACACUUUAGUGAACGAGCUAUUGCUGAAGCUCGUGCUGCUCAACAACAGUCUAGUUUUAUGCAGGCUGAACGAUACAGUCAGGAGUACCAACAGCAACAUAAACAUCAGUACCAACAGCAGAUGGCUAUGUGCUCCACUGCUAGUCACCGCAUGAGAGCGGAAUCCAAAGCAGUACCUGAACCUCCCUGCCCCAUGUGUGGAAAUCCCGAUUUCCAUCCAAAUGAGUAAAAGUUACUCCUCUGCCGUCCCUCCUUCCUCUAUCCUCACUUUCAAUUCCACUUUCCUCGUCUCCCACUCACUCUAGACACAGUAGUAGAUGCUUCAUAAUUUUUAUGUAGCGUGCAGUCGCGAACCUCUUAAACUCUUUUCUGUAUUUAGAUCUUUUUCUUAGCGUUUUAGUUCAGAAGGAAUGCAUUUUUUACACAGGAUGUACAUGAGUAAUUCACCCUCAUUUAUACUAUUGUAGUUUUGUGUAGACCUCAGCGUCGGGGUAGAAUAAUCGGAUGGCCAAGUAGCUUCCCUUUCCCCGACGCUUCUCUUUCGAACGAAAAUAAAGUCUUGGGAUGUUAUUUCCAAACCAUUCACGUGAACCUCGAACGAAGCGAACGAACAGUCGCUUGCCUCUUUGUCUUUGCCUUGUGACUUUCCCAGCAGCCUCACUGUAUCGCAACGAGAGGACACACGUCUUAGUUCAGAGGAUGAGGUGUCGAUGAGCUAAGACGGAUUUCGAAGUUUCUUUAGUUGGCGAGUUCAGUUUUACUCUUGUUGUCAGGUCAUAUUAUGUUAGCGGUUGAGAAAAGGAAGUGGCUAUAUCCAUGUUUCUUGUCGAUAAUGUGGUUAACGAUGUGUAUAUAACUUUGUAUAUAUGGUUGGCAUAAACUGAAUUCCUAUAAGAUCUUAAAGCGAAAUCGAGCUUAAGAGAUUCCUUGUAUGAUACACAGGAUCGCCUGUCACGUCACAUAUUUCUCAUUGUUUUUUACAACAGUGGGAAAGAACAUCUAUCUCAUUCUCUAUUCCUUGUUUACAAGAAAAAAUAUUAUAAUUAGAAGAAACCCUAAACCGUAAGCCGAAUGUCUAACAUCUCAUAUUUAGAAACUAACAACAAAAGCAGAGCAAAAGUAAAAUAUAAACAACCAAUCUUUCUAACAAACCUUCCUUCUGACGUUAUCAACACAGUAGCCAGAAACACGUCCCAGCCAAUGACACAUCUGUUUGGUUUAGCCUGUGGUUUUCAUUCGCGGUUCGCCCUCUUAAAUUUAUGGUAUUCAAAAUGAGGUAUUUGAGACUGAUUCUAAGACUAAGACAAAGAAAAAAGUCGACAGCUACAAGAACGGCCAACUAAACUUCUUUGGAACCCGACAUUCUUACACGAAAGAUUCAGGAUGGAAGAUUGCCUUUCUAUUAGCUCCAUCAAAUGAACUUGGACAAAUGGCUAAGGAUCCCCAUAGUGCACGAACGUCGCCGCUUCACGGACGUCAUGGACGAGGAAAUUGACGACGAGCGGAAGAGGACGGCGCUGGACCGGUACACGGCCGGGUUUGUGAGAAGCAGAAUGGAAACUUGCUCCCUCGACAUGCCGAGGAGAGUGAAGCAAGAGGUACCAAGCCGUCUCUCCAUCUACGAUGAAGUGGUGGUGAUGAAGGAAGGCGCCCACUACGGAACGGCGCCCUUCCUCAGGGAGAAGCCCGGCACCUGCGCCAUCACGGACGGCUGCCCUCUGACGCUGACUUGCGUCUUCACCGGCGACCCAGAACCUGUUGUCCAGUGGUUCAAAAAUGACAUCAUCCUGGGCGAAAAUUCGCGGGUGUCCAUCCACACCGCCAAUGGCCGCUCCACCCUCGCCUACCAAGAGUGCCAUGACUACGACGUCGGCCUCUACAAGGUAGUGGCCAGGAACACCCUGGGGCAGGCCACCCACCGAUUCAGGCUUGUCCAGGGCCACAUCCCAGGCCCCUGUGACUCCCCCGACGUGUCUGAAAAGUCAGACACCGAGGUCUUGCUCCACUGGAGCCCCCCUGCAGAUGAUGGCGGUUCGCAGAUCCUAUGUUAUCACGUGCAAAUGAAGCUCCCAGGUGACACUGAGUGGCUUACAGUAAGCGAUAAUAUCGACCAUGAGUUCUUCCUGGUGAAAGGCCUGACAGAAAACUCGAUCUACCAAUUCCGAGUUGCGGCAAAGAAUUUCGUUGGCUGGGGAGAUUUCUCGGUCGGUACUGCAGCCAUCAGAACUACUGCGGGAGCCCCGAAGGUGCGGACGACACGGGAGAUGCAGAUCCUGCAGCAGGCAACAGAGAGCGGAAAGAUUGUGCUGCCUUUCCUGGAGAAGAAAGAGCUCGAUUACAGGAAGGAGACCGACCCCGUCAAACUCAAGUCCGGGGAAAAUGCCCAGUUGCAGGUGCGGAAGUACGACAUGAUCGCUGAGCUGAGCCGAGGCCGGUUCUCCGUGACGGCGAGGUGCAUCCGCUCCGACGACCGCCGCCACUUCGCCGCCAAGCUGCUUGAGAACUACGACCGGGAAGACGUCGUCAGGGAGGAGUUCGAGGUGUUCAAGACGCUGCGGCACGAGAGGAUCGCGCAGCUCUACGAGGCUUACAAUGUGGGUGACGUGACAGUGUUUAUCAUGGAGCAGCUGGCAGGCUUGGACGUGCUCACCUACUUGGCCAGCAAGCGCGAGUACUCGGAGCAGCAUGUAGUCACAAUCGCUAUGCAGGUUCUCGACGCCUUGUCUUACCUUCACUGGCGAGGAAUGUGCCACCUAGACGUCCAGCCCGAUAACGUAGUGCUCACCACGCCCCGCCGCUGUGACGUCAAAUUAGUGGACUUCGGCAGCACUCAGCGAGUCUCCAAACAGGGGUCGACAGUGCCAGUCAGUGGUCUCCUUGACUUCGUAGCACCUGAGGUUCUUGCUGAGCAGAAAGCCUUCCCUUCGAGCGACAUUUGGUCUCUUGGUUCCCUCAUCUACCUGCUCCUGUCGGGGAAGAGUGCCUUUGGCGGUGUGGACGACGAGGACACGCACCAGAACAUCCUGCACGUGAGAUAUCGGUACGAACAUCUGGGAAGCAACACGACGCAAGAGGCCAUUCGCUUCCUGAUGCUCAUCUUCAAGAGAGAUCCCAGCAAACGACCAACCGUAGACGACUGCAGGGAACACAAAUGGUUGGUGGAAAACGACUACAUUGUUAAGAAACGAGAACGAGCUACGUUCUUAGGCAGCCAGCUAAGGGACUUCGACCAGGCCUACCAUAAGGAGAGAGCAAUCGCGGCCACCAAGUCCCUGCAUCUCCUCACUUACGGCGGCAAAGAAAUUCCGGCGGCCAUCACUUACGAACCAGAGACGCAAUAAACCCAACAGGAAAACUGGGAACAAACUUAAGUUUUAAGGUCGUGCUGCUAUCUGCCAAAGAGGAUGUUUGCCCCAACUUUUUCUUCUUCAGAUGUUUACGUCUCUAUUUGGGAAUGCUUGAUUUCGUGUGUUCCGUACGAGUCUCUGAAUGUCAAUGCCCCUGCUUGAGCUGAUUUCGCAACUGCAGCGACUUGCAACAGGAGCGGGUCUUAAUGCCGAAGCGCUUCCAGCAGAGACACAUUUUCACGGCCUGCCUAGACUGAUUUCGGAGCUUGGCAUACGUUUCCGAUCAUUUGGUGGCAAUACACGAUCGACUUUAUUUCUUGAAGAAAAAAAAAAAAAAAACGAUAUGAUUACUUUCUUGUGGAAAGCCAAAUCAAAUUACGUCCUGAACAUUAUUUUGGAAGUUGCCGGUGUUCUUACGUGUAGUGAAAUUUCUGUGGUGCUUCAUCGCCAACUUUUAUGUAAGAAAUUUAUUAUCAUGGGCGAGAAAGUACAAGAAUGGUUGGCCGUUCUGAUUUUAUUUGAAUAUUCCUUGUUUAUUUUCAGAUUUAGAAUAUAUGAGUUAUAUUGGCAGUAGAAUAAGUAGGAUAUAUGAGAUACUCACUUUAUUAUGGGCUGAAAAUGAUAGUCUUGCAGAUUGUAUGGAAUAUCUAUUUGAUUUGUUUUGUGUUCACGUAAUACAUUUUCUUUAUCAUCGUAGAAUUUUGUUUUAGUUGGCGAUUGUUUCAGUUGCUUCUGGAAUUUAGCAAUGCAGAAUUUUCUCUCUAGUUUAUCUUUAUUUUCUUGUUACGUGAAGCUGUCAGUAUUCCAGAGUUAAAAAUAAGACCAUAGAAUUUGGCGCUUUUGGUAAAACUAGUCUUAGGAAGAAUAUAGUUUAGUGCACUGCAUCGACGUGGAAAAGACUAUAUAUGAAUGCAAUUCUUUUCUUGAAAUAGAAGAUAACCAGCAUACAUGUACCCAACACUGGGUAUGCGAAUUCACAUUUUUGUCUCUGUCAUGACGUCUAUCUCAGUAGUUUCAGAAUAAGGCUUCGGUACACACUAUUAUGACCACAGUGCCUUAGAAUAAUGUUGUUUUCGAAAGUUCUUUGAGUAAUCUACCUUUUUGGUGAACCUAUAUAUAGCGAUGCAUUAAAAGCCUCUGCCAUAUAUUUUUUCUGAUCUGCAUAUGAUAGUUGUAGUCACCCAUACUAGUCUGUUAACUGUAUUGUUUGUCACAUGUUUGAGGUUGUUUGCUUUUUCUUUUGCUGACGUUCUUCGUCAUGGUCAUGGUCAGUCGUGCUGAUUAAGGGCCGGCUGGAGAAUGAUCUUGAAGGAACUAGUUUAAUGUUGUACAGAAUAUUGGUAUCGUCUGAUUUUGACGAAUAUAAAGCUUUCAUUAU
Messenger RNA from Penaeus vannamei (Pacific white shrimp), 4815 nucleotides. The record is from RefSeq and is a predicted model, not a curated record. Lineage: Eukaryota; Metazoa; Arthropoda; Malacostraca; Decapoda; Penaeidae.